Messenger RNA from Penaeus monodon (black tiger shrimp), 2304 nucleotides. RefSeq names its product regulating synaptic membrane exocytosis protein 2-like. Lineage: Eukaryota; Metazoa; Arthropoda; Malacostraca; Decapoda; Penaeidae. Gene Ontology annotation, molecular function: transmembrane transporter binding; small GTPase binding. The record is from RefSeq and is a predicted model, not a curated record. Gene Ontology annotation, biological process: regulation of membrane potential; positive regulation of synaptic transmission; regulation of synaptic plasticity. Bases 763 to 2304 code for a protein of 513 amino acids. The transcript has 7 exons. Gene Ontology annotation, cellular component: presynaptic membrane; cytoskeleton of presynaptic active zone.
UCCAGUUCUCCCGCGGCAGUAUGGAGGCUCUUCCGGUAGCUGGCGAUGCCUAAUGUCGGACCCACAGGCACUAGUUUACCUCGAAAACAGCUACUGGAAGUGAACUAUUAGUGUAAGAACGUGCGUUACCUUUAAUUGAUUUUAUGCGAAGUGACCUAGAGUGUAAAGUGAGAGAGAUCAGGUCGGUGUUAGUGCCUAUUGAUCUGGAGUGUCCACAGUCUGUGGGUGUCUGUGUGUGGUGCCUGCCAGGCCAGUCAUACCAAUACACAGCUGCAGGCCUUACGUUGGUGGUGUUGAUGGUGUGGUAUCGGUGGUGAGAGAAGUGGACGGCCGCGUGUGGUGUCGGUGUUGAGUUUAGUGGGCGGUGUAGGUGGUGAGGGAAGUGGGCGUCCCCGUGUGGUGGUGGUGGUAAGAGAAGUGGGCGUCCCCGUGUGGUGGUGGUGUUGAGUGGAGUGGGCGUCCCCGGGCAGCGGUGUUGGGCGGGUGAGGCGGGGGCGCGGCAUGGGGUGUGCCCAGGUGGUGGUGCUGGCGGGCAGCGGGCCAGCGGCGGGCCUCGCGGGGCGCCACCAGCCCGCUGGAGGCAGGUAGGCACUGCCCCCCUGCUGCCCCCGUGCCGGCGACCCUGCCCUGCCACUGCUGCUCUUCCUCACACUCCGUUACUGCUGAUAUUCCUGCUGGUGCUGGUGCACGUGAGCGCGCGCCCACAAGCCCAGUAAGCACGAUACUCAUCUGAAGUUGUGGGCGAGCCCAGGCUGGGUAUGGAUGCCCCCCGCCGCCCCACCCGCUCCCCCACACUACCACGGCACCACUAGACCAGCCUCCAUCAUGGCGGCUGACGGGGGGGCUGACAUCAUGCCCGACCUCUCGCACCUGACGGAGGACGAGCGGCGAAUCAUCGAGAGUGUCAUGCACAGGCACAAGAUCGAGGAGGAGAGGGAGAGCGAGCUCGUCAGGAGAACACAAGAUGAGGUCCGAGUGCUUGAAGACACGAUCCGUCUGCGCUCAGAAAUGCAGCUUAAAAAGGGCAUGGAAUUAGAGGCGACGUGCCAGAUAUGCCUCAAGACCAAAUUUGCUGAUGGAGUGGGCCACAUGUGCAACUACUGCAACAUCCGGUGCUGUGCCCGCUGCGGUGGCAAAGUCUCCCUCAGGUCAAACAAGGUCAUCUGGGUGUGCAUUCUGUGCAGGAAGAAGCAGGAGCUGCUCAUCAAGACCGGCACGUGGAUGACGUCAGGUCUGAGCCACGGGGAGAUGAUGCAGGUGGAGCAUGACGACUACUCAGGGGAUAUGGACCAGUACCCAGGCCCCGGGCUAGGUGAGCCUGGGGGGCCUCGGAGGGAGAAACACUACCACAGGGACUAUCGGCUCCCAAAGGAUGAAAUUCGGGACUAUGGGUUAGGGAACCAUCGGGACCUGGAGUCCUUCCCAAGGGACUUGGCAGACAAGUACAGGGACAGAUAUAAUCAAUACCUAAACAGGCUAGAAAGAACUCACCAUAACCAAGUUAGUGAAGACUAUUGUGAUAAUAGGGCUACCGAUAGUAGAAAUUACACGGAAAGAAGAAAGAAAACGGUGCGCUUUAACUCGGAAGGAUGGGACACGCUGGACGAGGACAUGGAGCCCAGCGUGGACCCGCGGUGGACUAGUGCCUCUAGUGUUUAUUACGAGGAUGACCUCCCGCGACCUCCCCCGAUGGGGGGCGUCGGGAUGACCCGUGACCCGGCUGGGCCCCGGCGCGGCCUCCCCUGGUCGGGCGGUCGGGAGCCCUCCCUCCCCGCAGCCCGCAAGGAGCUGUGGGAGGUGGAGCGGCAAGAAUCACAAGACUCACAGACCAAAGAUAGCGGUAUUGACUCUGGUACAAGUAGUAACUUUAACUCCAGUGAGGACUCGAGCAAGGGAGAAGUGCCCAGAGUGUACAGACACCCAGUCUCGUGGCAGCCUAGCCAGGACGGAACGCGUAUGAUCGGGCACAUGAUUCUCAACAAGUACAUCAAGGGCGAGGUCGGGCCAACCUUCAGCGCCGCCAUUCUCGGCCUCAAGGUGGGCGGCGGCCAGAUCCUCGAGAGUGGGAAGAUCGGCGCUCUCAUUGAGAAAGUCAAGAAGGGGAGUAUAGCGGACACAGUGGGGCACCUCAGACCAGGCGACGAAGUUCUAGAGUGGAACGGACGCUCCUUGCAAGGGAAGACCUUCGAGGAAGUGUACGACAUCAUCUCCGAGUCCAGACAGGAGCCGCAGGUGGAGCUGAUCGUAUUACGUGCAAAUAUCAGCAUUAAGAAGUUUUUUGCUGAAACAUCUGUUUGCUUAUGA